Messenger RNA from Gopherus evgoodei (Goodes thornscrub tortoise), 1298 nucleotides. RefSeq names its product leukocyte elastase inhibitor-like. Gene Ontology annotation, molecular function: serine-type endopeptidase inhibitor activity. The record is from RefSeq and is a predicted model, not a curated record. Gene Ontology annotation, biological process: negative regulation of endopeptidase activity. NCBI's taxonomy places the organism in Eukaryota, Metazoa, Chordata, Testudines, Testudinidae.
UAAUUUUCACAAUGAGCUCCAUCAGUGAAGCAACUACCAAAUUUUGCCUUGACUUUUUCAAGGUACUGAAUGAAGAUCGUCCAUCUGGAAAUAUCAUCUAUUCUCCUCUGAGUAUCUUAGCUGCCCUGAGCACGGUCUUUCUUGGGGCCAGAGGUAAUACUGCCGCCCAGAUGCAAAAGAUAGGCAAUAAUAAGGCAUUUGUGCUUAACUUCACAGAACUUAGAGAAAAUGAAAAUCCUGGGACUGGAAGCUCUUCUGAAUGUGAUAUACCUGGAGGGAUUCAUUCCCAGUUUCAUGACAUCUUCUCAGCAAUCAAUAAACCCACCACUUCUUAUGAAUUGGCUAAUGCCAACAGACUGUAUGGAGAACAGACAUUCCAGUUUCUUCAGCAAUACCUAUCCUGCACACAAAAGUUAUACCAGGCUGAAUUGAAACCAUCUGAUUUUCUGAAUGCUGCAGAGGAAACCAGGAAGCAGAUAAAUUUGUGGGUUGAAGUCUUUACAAAGGGUAAAAUCAAGGAUCUCUUUGCCCCGGGCACUCUUUCUCCUGAUACUGUGUUAGUUCUCGUGAAUGCUGUCUACUUCAAAGGGCAAUGGGCAGUGGAAUUUAAGAAAGAAAACACCAAAGAAAGACCUUUUCAGAUUAACAAGACUACAAGCAAACCUGUAAAGAUGAUGUACCAUAUAGGCAAAUAUAAAAUAGCUACAAAUGAGGAGCAUGAUUCUCAGGUGCUUGAACUCCCAUACAGGGGUGACCUGAGUAUGUAUAUAGUGCUGCCAAAAGACUACACGGGUCUAACACAGCUGGAAAAGGAUCUUACCUAUGAGAAAUUAACAACUUGGAAUAGCCCUGACCAUUUGAAAGAAGAUGAAGUGGAGGUGUCUCUUCCUCAGUUCAAAAUUGAGACAAGCGCUCAACUUAACCAAUAUUUAGAGACCAAUGUGUUUCGCCCAGGAGUAUCGGAUUUAUCUGGAAUGGCAAAAGAAGGUGGCCUGUUUGUGAGUCACAUUGUCCAUAAGGCUUAUAUAGAGGUCAAUGAAGAGGGCACUGUGGCAGCAGCUGCAACAGAAGAUGAAGUGACUACAACCUUAGCCAGGAUACCUGUACAGUUUGUAGCUGAUCACCCUUUCCUCUUCUUUAUCAGACACCAAAAAACCAAAUGCAUUAUUUUCUAUGGUAGAUUUUCUUCCCCUUAAAGGAAAAUCUCCAAUUAAGACAAGAGAAAUCCCAGGCCAUGGAACUAUAGUACAGAAAAUACAACAGAAAUGUUAUUCUCUUCAUUUUCUCUUUUCUUUGCA